Messenger RNA from Lingula anatina, 1200 nucleotides. RefSeq lists its product as uncharacterized. The record is from RefSeq and is a predicted model, not a curated record. Gene Ontology annotation, cellular component: cytoplasm. Gene Ontology annotation, molecular function: alcohol dehydrogenase (NAD+) activity; zinc ion binding. Lineage: Eukaryota; Metazoa; Brachiopoda; Lingulata; Lingulida; Lingulidae.
AUGCCACAAUAUAAAGGUUGCCAAAGUCAUGAAAUAUCUGGGAUUGUCCACUCACUGGGAGAUAAAUCGAGUGCUGAUGACCCUGACAUCAAAGUGGGUGACAGAGUUGUGAUCUACCCUUUCAUUGGUUGCCGGAAGUGUGACGUAUGUAGUGGCGGCUCCAAUCAACUCUGUCCAGACGCCAUCAAGGGAACGCUUGGAGCGCAGCAACCCGGGGGAUACGCAACCUACGUCAGUGUCCCUGAGAAAAAGUUCGCCGUCAAAGUGCCCGAAUCGGUUGGCAUGGAUACAGCAGCUAUCAUUGCCUGCAGCGGUGUUACAACUUACCACGGAGUCAGCGUCGUAAAACCAACAUUAGAAGAGCUGCUUAAACUAAGAGGCAAAACGAAGCUGCUGGUUAUCGGCGCAGGGGGACUGGGGCUGUGGUGUGUACAAAUAGCCAAGGCCAUUCUGCCGCCAGAUGUCAGAGUGAUCAGCGCCGAUAUUACGACUUCUAAAUUAGAAAUUGCCAAAGCCGCUGGUGCUGAUGAUGUCGUGUUGUGGGAUCCCACAGUGGAUGAAGCAACGCUGGUGGAGCGUACGAAGGAGAUAUCUGGGGGAGGAGUGGACGCCGUAAUUGACCUCGUGAAUAAUGGGAUCACAACCAGCAGAGCUCUCAACUGCUUGAAUUAUGGUGGUAUUUUGGCCAUCAUUGGGCUAUUUGGCGGCAGUAUUAAUAUACAGCUUCCAACAUUUGUCUGUAAGACUCACUGUUUGAGAGGAGUCUACGUUGCCAGUCCACAGCACCUGAGAGAACUCGUGAAACUUGUGGCCGAGAAACAGCUCAAACCUCCCCCAAUGUCAUACUACAGCCUUGACCAAGCCAACGAAGCUCUGAUGAUGCUCAAGGAUGGCAAGAUUAAUGGCAGAGCACUUCUCAAAAUGGACGACUGAGAACCAGCAGAAUGUCAUGAGUUAUAGGCGUAUUCAGAGCAGGUCAGUCUUAAACCGAUGUUAGUCCGACUAACGUUCAGAAAUGAAGUUACUCCGUUUGAGAGCUGACCUGGUCUUAGCUCUCCUGGUUGAUUCACAAGUUACGUUCCGCCUGCUUAAAGUUUUCUACACGCAUGUUGAAAAUUGUAUACAUCAUUUGGAAUAAAAUUCAUAAUAAAAAUAAGUGGUGCAAUAUUCAAGCCAAAAACAAGGAUGGGAGUAAUAGCA